Phoenix dactylifera (date palm) is the source of this 2874-nucleotide messenger RNA. Its product is annotated as las1-like family protein. Gene Ontology annotation, molecular function: endonuclease activity. NCBI's taxonomy places the organism in Eukaryota, Viridiplantae, Streptophyta, Magnoliopsida, Arecales, Arecaceae. The record is from RefSeq and is a predicted model, not a curated record. Gene Ontology annotation, biological process: maturation of 5.8S rRNA; maturation of LSU-rRNA. Gene Ontology annotation, cellular component: Las1 complex; preribosome, large subunit precursor.
AAUCCAAAUCGUUUUGACAAUGAUUUAGUCCAAUUUGAGAUAAAAUGACCUAGAUCAGUUCCAACCUAAUAGUUGUUCAAUAUUUUCUAUCGCCAUCAAUCCCAACUCUCACUGAACCCAUUGCACAUGCGGAAUUGUCGUAUGAGCUAAUCGCGGGCUUGGGAUCUCGCAGUUAUUAGCUAAGAUGCCGCCAAUUUUUCCCUCAAGAGCGGGACACGAGCGGUCUCCUCGGAAUUAGUGGGAUCUCUCGCGUCCGCUCUUCUUGGCGAACGGGAAAACCUCUCCCCGAGUCCUCUCCGCCGCAGUCCGCUUCUCCACCGCCACUUUCUCCACGCCGCCGUCCGAACUCGGUAUUCCUCGUUCUAGAUCCUCACCACGGCCAGUGGAACUUCGUCAGAGGAUGGAGACGAUGGGGUCCGCGGGAGAGCUCUCCUCCGGCUACAAGCUCGUUCCCUGGUCCAGCUGGGACCAGUGGAACUUCGUCAGGGAAUCCAUCUUCUCCUCUUCAUCCGACUCCGUUGCCGCCGCUCUCCGAAGGAUAUCAGCGUGGCGGAGCAGAGGUUGUCUCCCGGUGCCAAUCGAAAUUACGGCUGCAUUCGUUGAGAUUCAGCAGAAAGAUCCUUUUUUUAGCAAGGAGCCUAUGGUUGAUGCUCUGAGUUCGGAGGAGAUGCUAGCUAUGCUUUAUAGCAUGGCAAUCACAAGGCUUGUGAAUGGUUAUGUCGAGCCUGCACAUAAGAAAACAGGGCGCUCAAUAUCUGAGUUAGCUGAAGCAGUUGGUAUUCCUAGAAUGUUGGUGGACAUUCGUCAUGAAAGUUCUCACCGCAAUCUUCCGUCAAUUCGGCUGGUUCGUUUGGCUGGUAUUAAGGCACUAGAUUGGUUGAAAUCUAAUUAUUGGGAACCUCAAAAGAAGAUGAUUCCUGAUGUUCGAAAAGAAAUAAGAUCCAGAUUGCAUGAGAUGACUUAUUAUUUGAAAACCAAGAGUGCUCAAAAAUCGAGUUCAGAAGUCAAAGGAAAAUGUGUCAAGCGGCGUAGCCUGCUAACGAGAUGCAAUAAACUCUCUUUACAGAUAACUGGAAUGUUGCUGUCUUCUCAAUCAAAAGGUUCUGAGAAGAAGAUUUCCAAGACUGCAAGAAUCAUUACCCGAUUGUACUCGGCUUAUCCAACAGAAGUAGCGUCUGUGUUAUUGGAGCUAUUCCACUUACAGGCACCUGAUUUCUCUGAUGGCACUGACAUGGAAAUAUCGGAUGACUCUGAUGUUGGUGAUCCAUGGCCACUUACAAGCUCAGUACAUGUUUUAAAGACAAUCAUUACAACACUGUCAGACAAGAAACCUAGGUUGUUACUUAGUAUACUGAAGAUGGUUCUUGAGACAAUUGAGGCCAAGGAAUCCGUGAAAUAUGAGAAUGGUCAAUGCUAUUUCCUUUCACCAGAGUACCAGGCUGAGAUCUGUCAACUGAAACAUCUGUGCUCCCUGGUUCCUUGGCUUCUCACAAAGCUUAGGGCAUUAAAAGAUGCAGGCCGAAUUGGACUCAUCAACAAAAACAUGGUCCUUUCUACAGACAGAAAUUCUGUUCCUAAAGUUUCACUUACAAAACUUCUCCGAAAAUGUCUAACUUUAUCAGUUACUGGAGACAAACAUCUCACCGAUUCAGUAAUGCUGCUUGCUGAGAUGAUUGGAAAUAAUUCCCUAAAAGAAAGACUGAAGAAGCUUCCUCUGCUUGGAUCAAAAGACUGGGAUUCUAUAGAAGACCCUGUCCUUGCCAGUACUGAAACUAUGUGUUCACAAGAAGAGGAUUCAUUAAAGAUUGCAGCAGCGAAGUUGGAGCUUCUCAAGCUUCAAUUUCAGAACCAUAGCAAUAGAAGUACAGGUCCAGUGGAUGGCAACACAGAUACGAGUAACAUGUGGACUCUGGCUAAGUCUUGGAUCCCAUGUCCCAUUGGAAUGUUACCGUGUUCUUUUAGUUCUACUGCAGUUCUUCCUGUCCUGGACAAGGUUGAUGAAGGAUUAGAAAGUAUGAAGAUUGAAAUAAACAAUGAUAAAGCAGUGAGCGACCAAGCGACCAAUAAGAGUGACUUGGAUAGUCAUACCGAGCCAUGGGAGAAUGGAAGUGCCAUCAAAAAGUUAAAACCAACUCUGAAAGAACAAGAGUUGGAUUUUCCAGAGAUAAAAUUCCCCAUGGAAGGUCGAUUGUUGAUUGAUGGCAUUUGGAAGAAGGUGAGUGAACAAGAAUUGCUUGCUAUAGAGUCUAACAUCAGGAUCUUUGUGUAGUGACAUUUAUGGAGGACCUUGGUUGACCAAAAUUCCAUGGAACAAGGAGCAACGAAUUAUAGUAUUGUCAUUUUGCUAGCUUGGCAAACCGCCUCUUUCUUAAAUUGGAUUCACAAUGGUAACAGUGAUGGAAAAGGAGGUUUAGGCACUCAACAAUUGUUCCUGUAACUACAAAAGAGAAUACUUACGAGCAGACACUGCUGGUUUUCCGCGACUAGUUCUUAAGCAUGGUAGAAUUAUUAUUUUUUAAUUCUUUUUUGAAGAAGCUGUGGAGCGUGAAGAAAAGGUGAAGCAAAGUAGAUGUAAAAUUGAAGUUUCACGAAAGCAGGAUGAUGGUGUCUCAGAAAUUGAAUGCUAUCUUGUUGGAGUUUUUAAUUACUCAUGUAGUGCUUUGAUGAGAUGUUUUAUAUGAACAAUCACAAGAAUGGGAAGAGCUGGUGCUAGUGCUUCAUGAAGCAUCCCCUUGUUUAUGUUCCAAUUUGGCUGGUGCUUAUGGCCUUUUUGUACUCAGAUUAUCUUGCAAGUGCAAUGACAUGCCAUUUGUAGGUGAUCUUGUUUUAUGCGUGCAAUGACCAAAGCAAAGAGGUGGCGCUGGUGUUUAUGAA